AUGGAAGACGGUGACCCAAGUCAAUUCAGUAUAUUAGGUAUGGGAACGCCAUUAGGCCAUUCAAUUCAGUGGUGGUCAAACGGGGGAACUCAGGCGGUGCAGGCGGGCAAUGUGUUGUAUGUUUCUGGUUCUUUAGGCCUAGAUGAGAAGACGAUGAAACCGGUCGAGGGCGGAGCAGCGGCUGAGGCUAGGCAAUCGCUAAAAAACAUCCAUGCAAUACUUAAACAUGCUGGCACUUCAUUCGAUAAAAUUGCGAAGACCACAGUAUUGCUGAGUGAUAUUAACAAUGCUAAGUUUGUAAACGAAGUCUAUCAAGAAUUUGUAAAAGAACCGUAUCCAGCCAGGUCUACUUAUCAAGUGGCUAAAUUACCAUUGGACGCACUUGUGGAAAUCGAAGUGAUCGCUAUCGUCGAAUAAUGAUUUGUGAAUUGUCACCAUAAAUUCCGAGAUUAUAAUUGCUAUUUUAAUAAGGCAAUUAUAAGAUAUUAAAUAUUGUUAAAUGUCAAGUACAAUUUGGACAAGUAGAAAUAAUAGAAUCAUUACCUAUA
Rhopalosiphum padi (bird cherry-oat aphid) is the source of this 548-nucleotide messenger RNA. Its product is annotated as rutC family protein jhp_0879-like. Gene Ontology annotation, molecular function: deaminase activity. NCBI's taxonomy places the organism in Eukaryota, Metazoa, Arthropoda, Insecta, Hemiptera, Aphididae. The record is from RefSeq and is a predicted model, not a curated record. The transcript has 5 exons. Gene Ontology annotation, cellular component: cytosol. The coding region runs from base 1 to 417 and encodes 138 amino acids.